This is a messenger RNA of Arachis ipaensis, 920 nucleotides long. NCBI's taxonomy places the organism in Eukaryota, Viridiplantae, Streptophyta, Magnoliopsida, Fabales, Fabaceae. The record is from RefSeq and is a predicted model, not a curated record.
CAGUUUCCAACAUACACAGGCUUCAAAGGCGGUUUUCGGUGGUAGUGGCGGCGGGUUUCGAGCAACAGAAGCUCGGUCACGGCGGCUCAGCCCCAGAAGUAGCAGUGACGGAGCACGCAAUGGCAGCAGUGGCUUCGCGCUGCACGGCGGCGCCUCCCUGUUUCCUCCACCGUGAGAUCUCUUUCGCUCUCUGCUCCAAAGACGGCGACACAACUGGGUGGCGGCUGGGCUUGUUGGCAACGGCGACUCCACACGCGAUGAAGACAGCAACGGUGGCGCGACGGUUGUGCCUCCUUCUCGCCUGGUCCUCCUCGGCGCUGGCGCAAACGGCGACACGACGCGACGGCGAUCCUGAGCGGCAUGGUGGCUCCCUCACGACACUUUCCUUCUCUCUCAGAUCUCCUCCCUCCUCUGUCAGCAGCGGCGACGACGGUGGCAGUGACACCGACCGCGCCGCCUCACUCUUCUCCCCCCCUCCUUGCUUCCUCGUUCUCCCUUUUCUCUAUUUCCGUUUUCCCCUUUUUUUUUCCUUUCUUCCCCCUCUCCGUUUGACCGCGCGAGAAGGAGGCACAACCGUCGCGCCACUGUCGCUGUCUUCAUCGCGUGUGGAGUCGCCAUUGCCAACAAGCCCAGCCGCCGCCCUGUUGUGUCGCCGCCAUGAAGACCUCGCCGACGUCUUCCCCUUCGCAGAUUGUCGCCGUCUUUGGAGCAAAGAGCGAAAGGGAUCUCACGGUGGAGGAAACAGGGAGGCGCCGCUGUGCAGCGCGAAGCCACUACUGCCGUUGCGCACUCCGUCACCGCUACUGCUGGGGCUGAGCCGCCGUGACCGAGCUUCUGCCGCCCGAAACCUGCCGCCACUGCCACUGGAAACCGCCUUUGAAGCCUGUGUAUGUUGGAAACUGGUUUCAUUUUAUGAAUGA